UCCACGAACCAAUUAUAUGUCAGAAGGCACAGAGUUGCAUAUCUACCAAAUAUGUCAGCAAAAUAUCCAUAUUUUAUGUCAUACAAUAUGAAGGAUUGUGACAACACCUCACGGAAAUCUUACAUUGAAAUGCUUUCUGGAAAUCCACAGGAGUUCACGACCGGGGACUUGUGGAACACGACAUUGAUACCAGCUGUUUGUAUCUGGUUUAUCUCGAACACACCACAAUACAGCUUUGGUACACAUUAUUUAUUAAGCAGCAUCGAAAUUGAACUGGAAAUAUGUGUUCCCCAAACAGAUAAAUAUUUCUUUCCCGCGGACUACCUCGCUAUCAUUGGCACGUAUCAACGAUCGUCGAAUAGCAGUACAGAAAAUAUUUCAAGCUAUUUUGAUGGAGCAUCAAUACUAAAUUCCAAUCCGUCUAGACUUACUGCAACUGGGUAUAACGAUCCCGAAUCAUCCACUCGUGAGAUUAAGACAGAUGCAACUUCUACCACUGAUUUAAUGUCCGAUGGACCGUCAAGUCCUAUUCUAACCGAUUAUAACAAUCCCGAAUCAUCAACUCGUACGGUUACGUUAGCUGCAAGAUCUACCUCUGAUUUGGUUUUCAAUAGAAAGACCGUAUCCACGAUUCCUGUCAAUAAUGGUAUAUUCAAUUCUUCGGUGACUGACCAAAGCACAGACGUUUAUACAGCGGCCUCAACCGAUAUUACGUCUUCUACAAGCUCUGGAAAUCAAAAGACAACAGCAUCUAACGCUAAUGUCCUUUGUUCAUGUGCUUGCUCUAAUAUAACUAUCGAGACUCUUCAAGAAAGGUUAGACCAUAUAAAAAGCAUUCUAACUGUCGACAAAAAGGCUUUGUCUUCUACGUACCGGAAGCUUAACUGUGCGCAUGAUUCGCGUUUGUCCUCAAAAGGCAUUGGAGCAACAGGUUUAACGGUUUUGAUAGCUAUCAUUGGAAUUAUUAUUUUAAUGGACAUUACAAAGUUAUUCCAGUGUUAGACAAAAAUAAAGAACUGAACUGCAAACAUUUCUGUUGAUAAAAAGUUCUGUAUAUCCAUAGUUUUGGAUGAUGAAUUGUGCAUAUCUGUUUGUGUGUAUUUUCUCUAAAAACUUCUAUAUUGGAAGAGAGGUUUAUUCUCUGUUCAACAAAGUGUAUUUACAUAACUGUCAGACUGAGAAUAAUAUUCCAGUCACCUCAUAUUUCAUAUCACUAACAGACGUUUAGAGAAUGGCCAAACGGUCUAGAGGACUGGAGAUUCUGAAGAUCAUUGUACUGACGCGUAUAAGAACGCACAUCAACCAAACAAUUACUGGAAAAGUUCAGUACAAGCAACGUCAGAAAACGAGUAACCAACAAUUUUGAGUAGAAACAAAUGAUUAACGCAUGAAAAACUGACAGACUAACGGCCAG
Magallana angulata is the source of this 1414-nucleotide messenger RNA. RefSeq lists its product as uncharacterized. Lineage: Eukaryota; Metazoa; Mollusca; Bivalvia; Ostreida; Ostreidae. Bases 52 to 1002 code for a protein of 316 amino acids. The transcript has 3 exons. The record is from RefSeq and is a predicted model, not a curated record.